This is a messenger RNA of Mercenaria mercenaria, 1325 nucleotides long. RefSeq lists its product as uncharacterized. The transcript is spliced from 2 exons. The record is from RefSeq and is a predicted model, not a curated record. The coding region runs from base 94 to 915 and encodes 273 amino acids. NCBI's taxonomy places the organism in Eukaryota, Metazoa, Mollusca, Bivalvia, Venerida, Veneridae.
GUUUUGCUUUUAAUAAAAGUGUGAGACAACCUUAGUUUUAUAAAUGCAUGUACAUCGUACUUUAAUGAUGGUUUAACGUCAAGUUAAUUAGUUAUGCAAACAAACAAAUAUGUCGUUUUUGUGGUUUUAAUAAUAAAUAUUAUUUUAUAUUCAAUAAACGGAUAUCCAACACCUGGUAUACGACAGAAAUUGAUUAAUUUUCGCAACAUAGGUGACAAAUGGAAAAUUGGACAUGACUCUCUUUUGAGUAUCCUGUUUAACAAGACAUAUUCUCCGCCGUCGCCGGAGAUCAAGCUACCGUAUAAUACCGAGGAACUACUAGAAAGUUGCAAAAAUGAAAAAGGAGAACAGAGAAUAAGCUGUGUUGCUUCUUAUAUAAGAAACCUGUUUCCAGAUAUUUUCAGCCGAAGCAAAGAUGUCGGAAAGCAUACGUCAAUAAAAUAUAACAGAACAACAACAACAACAACAACUUCCACGCCUGUCUCUACAACAAGAAGCAUGCUACUGUCAGUAUCUUCAACAACUUCCCCGCCACCCUCUGCCUGCCAUACAAGGAUGGAUGUUCUGAAGACAAACCGUGAAUCAAGAAAAGAACUCGGAAGUACGAAGACUAAAGCUGAACAUUUUAAAGCAGACGACACUUCAUUAUCGUCUGCGUUUCUGAUUGUACCAGGUGACCCGAAAAUCAUCACCCCUAUCAUACAAGAUACAGAGACAAGGAUCCCGCGCAUUUUCACACAAAAUGCGAAGAUAAAACCAAUCACUUGCCGGAAAGAUGAGUUUGGUUUUGCUGACGAUGUUGAUCCUACCAUUGUGGAUAUAGCCCACGAUAUGCUGUGCUCAUUGUGUAAACAUCAGGGUGAUAGUCUGUGUAUAGUUAGAUGGUGCUUCAAUAUUACAUCAGCUGCCACAUAAACACAUGCCAUGUCUGAUCAACAGGGUGACAGUAAUUGUAUAUAGUUGGAUGGUUCUUGACGGCGAAUGUCAGAUGACAUAAAUGUUCAGCUGUUUACGCAAAAAUAACGUUUAGAGUUUCUCUGAUAUUUUUCUUAACCCAUAUGAAAGGAACCACUCUAAUUCCUUUAGAAUGAGCUUUGGUGCCCUUAUCACCAACAAUAAACUAAAACAAUAAUACUUAUUAUAUGACUUCAAGAGCUUAACAAACCAAUUUCUAGCACAACUAUUGAAUAAUAUGAAAUUUAUUGUUAUUUCACUCACUAUAAUAUAAGACCAAGAUACUUGCAAGAAUACUAUAUUAUAAUACUUUCUUUAAAGAUAAAUGUUAAUGUAAAUCCAGGAUAUAUUAAAUGUCCAUAUUACGAUAA